Molecule: messenger RNA, 5299 nt
Organism: Topomyia yanbarensis
Lineage: Eukaryota; Metazoa; Arthropoda; Insecta; Diptera; Culicidae
Product: cytoplasmic dynein 2 heavy chain 1-like
Exons: 3
Biological process (GO): microtubule-based movement
Cellular component (GO): dynein complex
Molecular function (GO): dynein intermediate chain binding; nucleic acid binding; dynein light intermediate chain binding
Source: RefSeq, a predicted model, not a curated record
CCAGCUACCAUCUCUCGUAUGGGAAUAAUAAAUUUAAAUACAGAUGAUCUACCUUAUCAGUUGGUGGUUGACGCAUGGCUAGCGAAACAAUCGGACGCGGAGAUACUGAAGUCUCUCCUAGAGCAACACUACUACAGAGCAAUUGAGUGGAUCGAGGAACAAAAGCUUCGACCGUUCGGCUACUCUCUCAUAAGUUUAGCCGAAUCAGGUCUGCUUGCUAUUGAACAGGCCAAGUCUACGGAUCAGUUCUGCAUCGAUCUGCUGUGUGGACUCAAUGGAGUUCUGAGUGCAGAUGGAAAAAACAAACUGUCAAACCAAGUAUUCUCCAUGGCUGACAUAAUGAUAACUGACAGUUCUGUAGCGGAGUAUCACUACUACAACAGCUUUAGGGAUAUGGUAGAGCUGUACAGCACCGACGAGAUUACCGGAUCUUUUAUCAACGAAAAUGUGUUCACGAAUGUUCUGGUCAAAACUCCACUGAUGAAGUUAUGCGGCGAACUGCUGAAACAAAGCAUCAACUCCGAAAACCGUCGCAUAACUUUGCUUGUUGGUCCUAGUGGCAAUGGCAAAAGUUUGCUUUUGCAAACCAUUGUCAGUGAAUUCAACGGCUACCAACUAGUCACAAUUAGCUGUAGUUCUCAGUUGACCACAUCCAGCAUCCUGAAUACUCUGAAGCAGAAUUCGCUUGUUCUUACCACCGUCAAAGGUAAAGAGUAUCGUCCGAAGUUCUCCAGAGUUGUACUGUAUUUCAAAAACAUUGACCUCUGUUCCGUUGAUCGAUGGGGAACGUGUGAAGUUGUCGAGCUCCUGCUACAAAUCAUAAACCGCACCGGAUUCUAUUCGGAAACUCUCGAGUGGAUAAGUGUCUCCGGAGUACUCAUCUGCGCUUCGGUUUCCAAUCUUCGCAAAACACAUAUUUCUCCCAGAUUUCUGUCAAUCUGCACUCUUGUGCAGAUCGGGUAUCCGAGCAACUUGGGCAUGGAGAGUAUCGUUAAAAGUAUGAUUCUACCGCUGUACAACCAACUCGGACAGAGUGCCGUGAAGCUUAAAUUAAACGACCUGGUUCGAGCUGUUAUGAACGUUUAUUUUGAAACGCAAGCACGUUUCAACCGUGGAGAAGUUUUACACUACCGGUUCACGCCAAAGAUGAUCGAGAGAUGGAUUAGUGGAGUUCUGUAUUACCCGGCCGAACAUUUCAGCCAGGCGAUGAGAUACGAGUCUAACCGAAUUUUUCGGGACCGUCUGCUAACCAACGAUGAUCGUCAGAUGUUUGACGAGAUUCUCCGAGAUAACCUCCGAGUGCUCCCAAAUGUUGAGGGUCGUGUUGUUUUUGGUCCCAAAGAAGGACAACAUAAAUCUGAAUUACAACUGAUGGAUGUCGAUAGCUGGAAAGGGUCUGUGAACCAGACUAUUUCAAUGUGUAAUGCUGAAGUUAUCUCUGUGGACAUCCCAUUCUCGGAAGAAUUUAUCGAUAUCGUGUCCUCCAUCGUCCGUGUUCUAUCCAGACCACAAUCAAACUUGGUUAUGUGCGGCCGAACUGGAUCAUGUCGUCUGGAAGCUCUAUAUGUAGCAGCCACCAUGCUGAACGUGAAGGUUGUUUUCCCACAAACAUCCAAAAACUAUUCGAUCAACGAGUUCAACAACGACCUAAAGAUUGCCAUGCAAAACUGUGCUUUAGAAAACGAACCGGCGGUGUUCUACAUUGACCAUUCACUGAUAGAGUACCAGGCUGACAUUAUGAAAACAUGCGAAGCUAUCUUGGAGAGUGCUGAAUUGGUGGAUUUCUUCGGAGACGACUUGGAAAACCUGGCUAAUCCUCUGAAGGCACAAGCAGCCUUGGAGUCGUUCCAAAUGUCUCUUUCUGCGUACUUUCUGCAUCGUUUGAAGAAUAAUUUUCAUCUGGUUCUACUGCUAGAGAACUCUUCUCCCAAAACGCGAGAUUUGUUCGAAAGCUACCCAGCCAUCUACCAAAAAUCUGAGAUGAUCUGGAUUCUACAAGACAAAAUAACUCCCGCCGAUAGUCUAAUUAAAUAUCUAGCAAGUAUCAGUAAACAUCAAGUUCCCCUACCCACUUUCUUUAACGAUAUCCUCGCUGAAAACCUUAGCGAAUGGUCCCGUUCACCGAAGCGUCGAAUACAGCUGAUCCAGACCUACUGGCACGUAUAUCAGAAGCAAAAAUCGGAGAAAGAACGCUACAAAUCUCAGAUCCAGAUCGGCGUAGACAAACUGUCGGAAACUCACAAAAUCGUGGAGAACCUGAAGCUAGAAGCACAAGAGAAACAGAAAGCGCUAGCCGAGAAACGAAAACUCGCCAACAAAUCCCUGGAAAUGAUAUCAACCACGAUGCGCAGCGCAAACGAUCAAAAAACGGAACUGCUCCAGUUACAACGUGAAACGAAGGAGAGUAGCGUAAAACUGAUCGAACGGAAGAAAGCAAUCGAAGAGGAACUCAGUCUAGUUGAACCAAUACUUCGCGAAGCUACCGCCGCUGUUGGUCAGAUAAAAACCGAAGCCCUGUCGGAGAUUCGAUCACUGCGAGCUCCACCGGAAACAGUUCGCGAUAUCCUGGAAGGUGUCCUGCGGUUGAUGGGUAUCCGAGAUACUUCGUGGAAUAGUAUGAAGACCUUCCUAGCCAAACGAGGCGUCAAGGAGGAUAUCCGUUCGCUUGAUCCAGCUAGAAUCAGUCCAGAGAAUUGUCAAGCUGUCGAGAAACUUUUGCAGACCAAAGCCGAUUCGUAUGAACAGAAGAAUGCUAAGAGAGCCUCCGCUGCCGCUGCUCCACUGGCAGCGUGGGUUAUAGCCAAUGUGAAAUAUUCGAAGGUAGUACAAAGCAUUAAACCGCUGGAGCGCGAGCAGAAUGAACUUCGCGAAAACCUCGAGAAGGCAGAAACGGAAAUGAACUCUUUGUCCAGCGGUUUAGAUAAUGUUAACGAUACGGUCAAAGGACUUUCCGAACAAUUGAACGUCCACACUCAAGAAGCCGCUAUGCUAGAAAUAAAACUCGAAGAAGCAAAACAAACUUUGCACGCAGCGGAAGUACUAGUUCAAAACUUGAGCACUGAAUUCUUAAGCUGGAGUAAGGAGCUUGAAGAACUAAACCAUACGAUCGCUCACAUAGAUAAACGAAGCUUCAUGACAGCUUUCUGUAUAACUCAUGUCUCUCAUUUGACACUGGAAGAACGGAAAGAUACGUUACUAGCUGCGUCAAAGCUGACUAAAGAACAACAAUUCAAUCUGGAGGAUCUGGUGUCCAACCAAGACAAGAUCAUUUGGGAAACUAUGGGAUUAAGUGCUGAUCAACAGUACCGCGAGAAUGCCACCAUUUUGAAUCAAUUUCUGAUGCUACCAUACGGAACCACCCCGGUUCCGCUUCUAGUAGAUCCCACCGAACUAGGCUUGAAAUGGCUCUGCAACUACUUGAACUAUCUAAACCACACUUUCGAACUGUCUAGUCAAUCCACCGAUCGAUUUGGGUACGUACUCGAGUUGGCGAUACGGUUCGGCAAAAUUUUGAUAGUUCGCAAUGUCAACGCUGUCGAGCCCCCGCUACUAUCUCUCUUCUUAUCCCGCAUCCACGUCAGAUUUAACAAACGAAUGGUACAAAUCAGCAACAAACUGAUCGAUCUUCAUGACGACUUCAAACUGAUCUUGGUAACCCAGAACGAACGACUCAAUCUGGGUUCCGAGCUGCAGGCGCACUUCAUGAACCUGAUGUUCACCACCACCACAGCAGGGUUAACCGAUGUGCUAACCUUCAACUGGGUACUAGCCAAAGAUCCGGAAAUCGAGAAGAAACGCGUGGAUUUGCUGCAGCAGGAAGGUCGACUGAUGAAGGAGAAACGUAGUCUGCAGGAUAAAUUGCUUCAGGAAUUAUCGUCUUCCAAAGGGGAUAUUUUGAAGAAUGAACCUUUGUUGAGUACGUUGAACAACAUCAAAGCUAGUGCGAGUCUAAUCGAGCAAUCGCUUAACGAAUUCGCUGCAAUCCGCGAUCAGCUAAUGGAACACUACAGUCGACGAAAGGAAUUCUGUAGCUUAGCGUCCAAAUUCUUCAUGGGUAUUAGACGUUUCUACAGUAUCAACGUAUCCAAGUUUACGGCCAUAUUCUUGAACGUGAUUGACAACGAAAAACAUUCAACGGCAGAGGAAAUGUACAAAAUGUUGGUUAAAAGGAUAUUUUCUCUACUGAGUCGUAGUAUCCCGAAAGACGAACAGACAAUUUUGGGAUUAAACAUCUGCAAACAGGCAUUCCCCGAGCAGGUUCCCGAGAAGGAAUGGGAAUCAUUUGUUUUUAAUUUCGCGCACGCUGAACAGACAGCAGUUCAACAGCUGCCAUCGUGGAUCAAGCAAGAGAACGUCCCAAAAGUACAAGCCCUGAAGCAUCAACACCCGGAAUUAUUCUCAAAGCUAAACUUAGACAAUACCAGCGCAUGGCUAAAGUACGUUGAAUCCAACGACAUAUCUCCACCUGCGAGCAUGACUGACUUCCAAGCGAUCUUGAUUGCACUAGUCCUUAGACCGGAUCUACUCAUUCGAACCAUAGCCCGUUCGGUUCAAAACAUUAUGGGACUUAAAGCGCUCUAUACGGUACGACCUUCGAUCAAGCUGCUUGCCGAGGAAAGCUUCCCGGAUGAACCGCUUCUACUGAUCACCGCUUCCGGGAUUGAUCCAUCCGAAGAAAUUCGCGACCAUGCAAAGCAUACAAUUGGCCUAGCAAAAUACGCGGAGUUCGCGGUCAGUAAGGGAUACGAGCAGGAGGCACUGAAGCUGGUUAAAGAAGCGGCGAAUGCUGGCAGCUGGGUUUGCAUCAAAAACAUCCACACGGUUCCACAGUGGCUGCGCCAUUUAGACGAAACGAUGAAGUCGUUAAAUUUAGCGAAUGGAUUCAAGCUGUGGCUUACGUCGGAAACGGAUGGGUCUUUGCACAACGCGUUUAUUAACAAAUGUAACAAAGUUUUGUUCGAGCCCCCAGCCGGGUUGAAGUACAAGAUGAAACUGUUAUUGGAACAACACGCUGGUACGGUAACUAGGAAGCGGGACUACAAAUCGAUCAAGAUGUACAUUGGCCUGUUUAUGCUGCAUUCCGUCGUGCAAGAGCGUCGAUCGUAUAUUCCUCAAGUCAGCGAUUUAGUGAUCAUGUCCGACUCGGCCAGCUGUUUAUCGGCAAUCGAAGCCGGCACAUCCCACUACCCGUGGAUCCAGGAAAUUGAAAACCUGCUACGAAAUCGUCCACUCAAGGUCUGCUGGAUUCCCGGUCACGCUGGCAUCCAUGGUAACGAGGAGGCUUACAUUGCUCCAUUAG